Eleginops maclovinus (Patagonian blennie) is the source of this 3737-nucleotide messenger RNA. RefSeq names its product WD repeat and HMG-box DNA binding protein 1 (gene wdhd1). Gene Ontology annotation, cellular component: nuclear replication fork. Gene Ontology annotation, molecular function: protein binding; chromatin binding. Gene Ontology annotation, biological process: mitotic cell cycle; DNA-templated DNA replication; DNA repair. NCBI's taxonomy places the organism in Eukaryota, Metazoa, Chordata, Actinopteri, Perciformes, Eleginopidae. The record is from RefSeq and is a predicted model, not a curated record.
AUUUAGAUCACUGCGUCAUGACGUGGCUGGCGGGAGUCGUGACGCUCGGUUCCUUGUUUUUAACGCAGCGCGGGAGAUUUAGGAACAGAGCACCAAGUCAGCCGGGGAAGUUUCCGGUAGUUUUUGAAAAUGCCUUGUGAGAGGAAGCCGAUGCGCUACGGCCACUCGGAGGGACACACCGAGGUCUGCUUCGACGACUCUGGGAAGUACAUUGUAACCUGUGGGAAUGAUGGAGAUGUUCGGAUAUGGGAAGGUCUGGAUGAUGAUGAACCAAAGUUCAUCACGGUUGGGGAAAAGGCUUACUCUCUCGCACUCAAGAACAACAAGCUGGUGACAGCGAGCUCCAACAACACAGUGCAGAUCCACACUUUUCCUGAUGGAGAUCCAGAUGGCAUCCUGACCCGGUUCACCACCAACGCAACACAUGUCACCUUCAACAGCAGCGGCUCCAGGGUCGCUGCAGGAUCCAGUGACUUCAUGGUUAAAGUGGUGGAGGUGUCAGAUAGCAGCCAGCAGAAAACUCUCCGGGGCCACGAAGCACCCGUCCUCAGUGUCACCUUUGACCCCAAAGACGACUUCCUGGCAUCCGCCAGCUGUGACGGCUCUGUGGUGGUGUGGAACAUCAAGGAGCAGUCUCAGCUGAUCAGCUUGCCUCUGCUCCAGAAGACCAACGACAUCAGUAACGCAAAGUCUCUGUGUCGGCUGGCCUGGCAACCCGUGACGGCGAAGUUGUUAGCGGUUCCUGUGGAGUCGAAGGUGCAGCUGUACGAGCGAGGGUCCUGGGAUCAUGUGAGCACUCUGUCCGAUGAUCUGCUGACCCAGCUCAUCAACGUGGUGGUCUGGUCUCCAUGUGGGAAGUUCCUGGCAGCUGGCAGCGUGGGGGGUUCACUGACUGUGUGGGACGUGAACAGCAAGCUGUGUGUGGAAAGGCAGAAGCACGAGAAAGGCUUCACAGUGUGCGACUUGGCCUGGCACCCGUCAGGCAGCCAGAUCGCCUACACCGACACAGAGGGCUGCCUGGGUCUGUUGGACGGACUCCGCACCUCCACCUCAAACACCACCAACACCGCUACAAAGGCAGCGGGAACAAAACCAGGGAAAGACUACGAUGCACUGUUCGACGACGAUGAUGACGACAGAGUCAUGGAUGAAGGGCUGAGCGACACCAACUCCCCGGUUAAGAAACCCGUCACCGGGGACGAUGAGGAUGACGACGAUUUCCUCAUGCCUGCGACCGGGAGGGUGAGGAACAGAGUCGCCAUCCUGGAUGAUGAGAACUCCCUGGACACAGGGUCUCUGAAGCUCGGUCAGGACAAAUUUGGAGACGAUGACGACACGGGCAGUGGUAUUGUGCCUGCAGCUGCCCCGCUGGUGCCCCUGCGCCCUGCCUAUGAGGGGCCCAUGCCAACACUCCCCCAGAAGGCCUUUCAGCCAGGCUCCACCCCUGCACACCUCACACACCGCUUCAUGAUUUGGAACUCGGUGGGAAUAGUUCGAGACUACAACGACGACCAGGACAACGCCAUUGAUGUGGAGUUCCAUGACACGGCCGUGCACCACGCGAUGCACCUCACAAACACGCUGGGCCACACCGUGGCUGAUCUUUCCCAGGAGGCCGUGCUGCUGGCCUGCCCCGGCACGGACGAGCUGGCCAGUAAGCUUCAGUGCCUCCACUUCUCGUCCUGGGACACCAACAAGGAAUGGAUGGUGGACCUCCCGCAGGGCGAGGACGUGCGGGCGUUGUGCUUGGGGCAGGGCUGGGCGGCGGUCGCCACCAGCGCGCUGAUGAUCAGAAUCUUCUCCAUCGGAGGGGUGCAGAAAGAAAUCUUCAGCCUGCCGGGGAACGUGGUGUGCAUGGUGGCACACGGAGAGCAGCUGCUCAUAGUCUACCAUCGGGCUCCAGGGUUUGAUGGGGAACAAGCUCUGGGUGUCCAGCUGCUGCAGUUUGGUCGGAGGAAGAGGCAGCUCAUCCACGGGGAACCCCUCCCACUGUCCCACAGAUCCUACCUGUCCUGGUUCGGAUUCACUGCUGAAGGCACACCAUCUUAUGUGGAUUCAGAGGGGGUGGUCCGGAUGCUCAACCGCUCCGUGGGCAACACAUGGACCCCUGUGUGUAACACCAGGGAAACCUGCAAGAGCAAAUCAGAUCACUAUUGGGUGGUGGGAAUACACGAGAACCCUCAGCAGCUCAGGUGUAUUCCCUGUAAAGGCUCCCGGUACCCUCCCACUCUCCCCCGACCCGCUGUGGCCAUCCUGCCCUUCAAGCUGCCUCUGUGUCAGACCUCCACAGAGAAAGGACAGAUGGAGGAGCAGUUCUGCCGCUCGGUCCUCUUCAGCAACCACUUCAGCUUCCUGUCGUCCAGCGGCUACGAGAUCGACGAGGACGCUCAGAGUCAGUCCCAGAAGAAUCAGCAGGAACUGCUCAUGAAGAUGUUCGCACUGUCCUGUAAGCUGGAGCGGGAGUUUCGCUGCGUAGAGCUGGCCGAGCUCAUGACUCAGAACGUGGUGACUCUGGCCAUCCGAUACGCGUCCCGAUCCAGACGCAUGGCCCUCGCCCAGCGGCUCAGUGAGAUCGCAUUGGAGAAAGCCAACCUGAUCCAAGAAGAAAUGCCAGAAGAAGAAGAAGAGCAAGACUACUCGAGCGUCAGACGGCCCUCUGGGUCUGGCCAGAGUGAGGCUGCACAAGGACGUCAAAGCAGUAGACGUUAUCAGGAGGAGGAAGAGGAGCAAGAAGAAGAGCAGAGGGAGGAGGAGGAAGGACAGGAGAUGGAGAUGGAUGAGGCAUCAGAGACAAAAAAACGUAUGAAUCCGUUUGCUAAAGAUGCUGUUUCACCUGUGAAGAUAACUCUGACACCAACUAACAAAGUAGGACGUGCAAAUCCCUUCAAGGUCCUGGGCUCAGGGAAGCCCUCGUCUGCGUCCAGUCAGCCUCGAGUGACCAACAUCCUGGACAACAUGACGGCCAGCAGGAAGUUGUCCCCACUCAGCGGACCUGCGGGGAAACAAAACAAAAACCCUGUCCUCAAACCGCUGGCACCCAGGCCCAAAACAAAGACUCAGUCCACUCUGCUGCAGAUGAGUGGCACAAAGGCGUCCAAUAAAAAAACUCAGGUGAACACACUGCCGGCUGCUGAUACGCACAAACAACCAGAAGCCCCGCCUCCAGCUUCACCUGCAGAUAACACAGAGAAUAAGAGGCCGAAGACGGGCUUCCAGUUCUGGCUGGAGGAGAACAGGAAGAGCAUCACAGCUGAUCAUCCCGACCAUGAGGAGACCGACAUCAUCAAAGAGGCCAUGGGACGCUUCAGGACGCUGUCAACCGAGGAGAGACUGUCCUGGACGGAAAGAGCAAAAAAUGGAGACACAGCAGAUCUGAAGAAGAGGAAGAGAGCUGAAGGAGGAGCCGAGGGUGCAGAGACUGAGAAAGGACAGGCCGAAGCCGAUGAAAAUAGUGCCAAGAAGAAAAAAUCGCUGGAUCCAUCCUCCAAGCUUUCGGCAUUUGCUUUUAACAAAAACUAAACGUUUCAUUUUAUUUUGGUCUUGGUUUUUGUUCAGAUUUAUGUACGAAAUGUGUUUGCUGCAUUAGUGAAUGUGUCUGUUAUUUGAGGCACUUAUCAGAACACGCUUUCAUUAAUAAUGGAGCACUCUUGGUUUUGUUUUUACAUUUUGAACCAUUCUAUAAACCCUUUAUAAUCUGUAUUUUACCAAUUGAAUAAAUGUAAAUGUUUGUUAGUUCA